Motacilla alba alba is the source of this 1299-nucleotide messenger RNA. RefSeq names its product death effector domain containing (gene DEDD). Gene Ontology annotation, cellular component: nucleolus. NCBI's taxonomy places the organism in Eukaryota, Metazoa, Chordata, Aves, Passeriformes, Motacillidae. Gene Ontology annotation, biological process: apoptotic process; extrinsic apoptotic signaling pathway via death domain receptors. The transcript has 4 exons. The record is from RefSeq and is a predicted model, not a curated record. The coding region runs from base 1 to 738 and encodes 245 amino acids. Gene Ontology annotation, molecular function: DNA binding.
AUGUCGCGAUAUGUCGCGAUAUAUGGGGUGCUGUCAGGGUAUUGGGGUGACAUCAUCACCCGCCAUGACCUGCUGCCCUACGUCAGCCUCAAGAGGCGGCGCCCCGUGUGCCCGGACCUGGUGGACAAGUACCUGGAGGAGACGUCCAUCCGCUAUGUCACCCCCCGCGCGCCCGGGGGGACCCCGCCCGGCCUCGGCCACCCCCACAAAUCAGUGCCUGCCCCCCACCCGUCCCUGUGCUGCCCCCCGGGGGGGCCCCAGCUGGGCCCGAAGCGCCCGGGCCGGGCCCGGAGCCUCCUCGGGAGCCAACGGAAACGCAGGAAGUCAGCGACGCCCGACCCCAAGGAGAAACAGACCUGCGACAUCCGCCUGCGCGUGCGCGCCGAGUACUGCCAGCACGACUCCGCCCUGCACGGCAACGUCUUCUCCAACAAGCAGGACCCUCUGGAGCGCCAGUUCGAGCGCUUCAACCAGGCCAACACCAUCCUGAAAUCCCGGGAUUUGGGCUCCAUCAUCUGCGACAUCAAAUUCUCGGAGCUCACCUACCUCGACGCCUUCUGGCGGGAUUACAUCAACGGCUCCCUCCUGGAGGCCCUCAAGGGCGUCUUCAUCACGGACUCGCUCAAACAGGCCGUGGGCCACGAGGCCAUCAAGCUGCUGGUCAACGUGGACGAGGAGGAUUACGAGCUGGGCCGCCAGAAACUCCUCAGGAACUUGAUGCUCCACACGGCUCCCUGAGGGAUCCACCGCCGCUCUUUGGGGUUUUGGUUUUUUUUUUUUUGGGAUUUUCUGGUUUUUUCCCCCCCGAUUCUUCCGCGGAGGUCCCCGCGCGGAGCCCGCUCACGGAUUUGGGGAGGGUCGGAGGUGUGGGGGAUUCCGGGAUUCGGCGCUUUUUGGGGUUCCUGAUGGGUUCUCCUUGUGUUUUCCGUGGGGUUUCCCUCCUGUUUUUUCUUUUGUAUCCAUUAAAAAUGGUGAUGAAAAGGCAGAAAUCCCACUGGUGCAGCACGCUGGGAUUUGGGGGUGCGGAAUAUUCCAGAAUUUCCCUGUCAAUUCCUCCUUCUCCUUGUGUUUUCCAUGUUUUCUCCCUAUUUUCUUUUCUUUUUUAUCCAUUAAAAAUGGCAAGAAAAAGGCAACACCCCCACGGGUGGAACACACUGGGAUUUGGGGAUUGGGGGCGUGGAAUAUUCCAGAAUUCCUCACUUUUCCCUGUCAAUUUCCUCUUCUCCCUGUGUUUUCCAUGUUUUCUCCCUAUUUUCUUUUCUUUUUUAUCCAUUAAAAAUGGUGAUGAAAGGGCAAAAA